Molecule: messenger RNA, 3367 nt
Organism: Cricetulus griseus (Chinese hamster)
Lineage: Eukaryota; Metazoa; Chordata; Mammalia; Rodentia; Cricetidae
Source: RefSeq, a predicted model, not a curated record
AUGGCAGUUUCCCCCAACAGGCAAGUUUCCUGCCUGUUGGCUUUUCUGCUCCAGCUCCUGGUCCUGCAGCUGCCCACGCUGGAUUCAGCUCCCUUCCAUGUGACCGCACCUCAGGAGCCAGUGCUGGCCCUCGUGGGCUCAGAUGUGGAGCUGACCUGUCUCUUCUCCACAAACGAGAGCGCAGAGCACGUGGAGGAGCUGCGGUGGUUUCGACAGACUAGGUCGCCAGCGGUGCUUCUUUAUCGGGCUGGCCAGGAGCAGGAGGACCAGCAGAUGACCGAGUACCGCGGGAGGGCGACGUUGGUGACAGACGGGCUCCCGGAUGGCCGCGCUACUCUACUUAUUCGAGGUGUCAGGGUCUCGGACCAGGGGGAGUACCGGUGCUCUUUCAAAGACAACGACAACUCCGAAGAGGCUUCUGCGCAUCUCAAAGUGGCGGCUCUGGGCUCUGAUCCUCACAUCAGCAUGGAAGUUAAAGAGAAUGGACAGAUCCAACUGGAAUGCACCUCCUCCGGCUGGUUCCCAGAGCCGGAAGCGCAGUGGAGAACUCCCUCAGGGGGCAGACUUCCAUUCACUGCAGAGUCCAGGAAUCAUGAUGAGGAAGGCCUGUUCACUGUGGCAGCUUCAGUGAUCAUCACAGACAGCUCCAUAAAGAAUGUGUCCUGCUGCAUCCAGAAUCAUCUCCUCGGCCAGGAGAAGGAAGUAGAGAUCUCUAUACCAGCUCCCUUUGUGCCAAGACUGACUCCUUGGAUAGUAGCUGUGGCUAUCAUCAUACUGGCCCUAGGAUUUCUCACCAUUGGGUCCGUAUUUUUCACUUGGAGACUAUAUAAGGAAAGAUCUAGAGGGAAGAAGAGUGAAUUUGGCUCUAAAGAGAGACUUCUGGAGGAACUCAGAUGUAAAAAGACUGCCUUGCAUGAAGUUGACGUGACUCUGGAUCCAGACACAGCACAUCCCCACCUCUUUCUGUAUGAGGAUUCAAAAUCAGUUUGCUUGGAAGACUCACGUCAGAUCUUGCCUGAUAGACCAGAGAGAUUUGACUCCUGGCCUUGUGUGUUAGGCCGAGAGACCUUCACUUCAGGAAGACAUUACUGGGAGGUGGAGGUGGGAGAUAGAACUGACUGGGCCAUUGGUGUGUGUAGGGAGAAUGUGGUGAAGAAAGGGUUUGAUCCCAUGACUCCUGAUAAUGGGUUCUGGGCUGUGGAGUUGUAUGGAAAUGGGUACUGGGCCCUCACCCCACUCCGGACCCCUCUCCGGUUAGCAGGACCUCCUCGCCGGGUUGGGGUUUUUCUGGACUAUGAAUCAGGAGACAUUUCCUUCUACAACAUGAGUGAUGGCACUCUUAUCUAUACUUUCCCUAGCACCUCUUUCUCUGGCCCUCUCCGUCCCUUCUUUUGCCUGUGGUCUUCUGGUAAAAAGCCCCUGACCAUCUGUCCAACCGCCAAUGGACCUGGGAAAAUCACAGUCAUUGCUAAUGCCCAGGAUAGCAUUCCCUUGUCCCCGCUGGGGGAAGGCUCUGCUUCUGGAGAAACAGAUACUCUACAUUCUAAACUGAUACCUUUCUCACCUAGCCAAGUGGUACCUUAAUGAAUAUUCUAGCUCCAUGGUCUCCCUUUCCUUUGACUACUCCCUCAAGCUCUGAAGCUUCAGUUGCCAGCUUCCUGCAGUCCUGUUUCUUCCUGGUCGUAGUGGUUAAUUCACCUUGGGAAGGUGGUAUGCUGCUGCUAGAGAUGGCAGGGAGAAAGGCUUUCCUUAUUUGUUUCUGUAUCAAUAUUGGGGAGAUUGAGAGGUGAUUCCUAAACUAUUUCUAGUGCCCAUAUCCCUUAAGAUCAGAGCCUACAUGGGAAGACUUGAUACAAUCACCUAAGAGACCAAGAGGCAAUUAGGUUGGCAUGAAAUUGUGGCAGCAACGUUUGGAAUAGGGGUAUGUGGAAUGACAGAUUUUAGGCAAGGGGAAAACAAAACAAAACCACAGGGAUGCUGGAAAAGGAAGAUUUUAGGCUAAAAAUCCCAUAAAGAAAUUUAGAGAAGGCAAGACAGAAGCAAAUGAAGUAAACUUGGUCCAACUAGGUAUACUUGUCCUGUCCCUAGGGCUUUUCAGGACUAUAUCUCAAAAACUUUUUAUUAAUUAAAUUUUUAACAAUUUAUUAUAUGUAUAUAAAGCUUUACUAUCACACUUCUCUGUUCAGUCUUAUUUCCCUCCCCUUCUCUCAUCAAUACCCCUUUCUUGCUUCAAAUAUGACACACUGAGUUUAACCAGAGUUAUCAUAGGAACAAGGAUUUGGAGCUAUCCACUAAAGUUUGGUGGGCUCAAGAGGACAGGUAUAACAGAAUACAGUGAUUUCUCCUCUCCCACAUUCUAUCAGCAUCCAAUAGUUCAGCUGGAAAGGGUAGGGCCCCUAGUGUGGCUAACUGUUGACAGGACCAGUUUUGUGCAAGCCUAGUUCAGGAAACUGCAGUAGCCAUGAGAUCAUGAUUGCAAGUGCCAAAAGAGAGCAUUUCUCGGCCAUUCUCCCUAUCCUCCAGCUCUUAAGUUUUUUUUUGUCCUCUCUUUCAGGAUGUAUCUUGAACACUGUAUCUUAAAUUUUCUAAGUCAUGAUCUAUAGGAUAGAGGAGACUGGCCCUGCUUGUUUGGAAGUAGAGCUGUGAGCAAGCCAGGCAGGGACAGAAAGGAGUGGGGAUGGGCAGGGCUAGAAACCCAGAGAGGGUUAUAUUAGAGGAGAAAAUUUCCAACAAUCUUGCCAGGUUAUGUACGUAUGCAUCAGGCCCUGCUCUUCUUUCUGUGUCCUUCCCUUUUUCCCUCUCCUGAAGGUCAGUCCAACCUUACCUUAUUGACUCCAUUAGGGGUGUGUGUGUGUGUGUGUUGAGAUGGAGGUUUACUAUGUAGCUCAGACUUAUCUUGAUUUCCUGAUCUUCCUGCCUACACCUUCCAAGUGCUGGAAUUACAUGUCCACCACACCUAGCAAGUCCACCAGUUUUGGUACACCCUGCUUAGAUAACAUCAUUAUUUUUGUCAGUCUCAGCUGCAUGCUCCCCCAGCCGUCAUUGCAAUGUCCAACCACUUCACAGGCACCUUCAAUUCUCUCCCCCUGCCAUUCUUUUCCACACUGUGCUAUUGCUCAGUGUAGCCUACUCAGCCUUUCGUGAAUUCAGUUUUGGGUUAGGAUCCCUAGUGUUGCACCAUGAAGCUCAACACAGUUGGACAGUUUGUUUCUAUCUGAGUCUGCUCCAGUGUCCUUCUGUUUGUUUGGGAUUUGUUUUGCCAAUGGCCUGUGUUUGUAUUCAAGCUCUUCAAUUUCUAUUGUAUUUGUGCCAGCUUCCUGAAUGGAAGUUGUCCAUGGACUUUGUCAAACAAACAAACAAACAAAUA